UCUCGAUACUGUGAGUCAGCGGCUCCUCUCCAAGAUGUCUACGGGGCAGCAGGAGGAAUACCCGGACGACGCGGUGCUGGUCACGGAGGCCGGGCCGCAGUGGCUCCGGGUCGAGAUGGAGCGUCUCACCAGGGAGCUCCGUGAGACGACCCAUGAGAAGAUCCAGGCGGCGGAGUAUGGGCUGGCGGUGCUGGAGGAGAAACAGCAGCUCAAGCAGCGAUUCGAUGAGUUGGAAACGGAACAUGAGACGGUCCGACAUGAGCUGGAUCAGCUGAAGGAGGCCUUUGGACAAGCUUACUCAGCCCACAGGAAAGUGGCAGCAGAUGGGGAAAGCAGGGAAGAGUCACUGAUGCUGGAGUCUGCCAGUAAGGAAGCUCUCUACCAGGAGAAAGUCCUGGAGUUACAGAAUGAGCUCCGACAGGCCAAAGCCUCCCUCACCAGCGUACAAGCUGAAAAUGAUCGCCUGUCGUCCAUUGCCGUGGAGAUGAGAGAGAAUACAGAGCUAGCAGACCUGCAGCGAGGUCAGCUGCGUGAUGACAUGAGAGAGUACAAAGUGCGCGAGACUCGUCUGCUGCAGGACUACAGCGAGCUGGAGGAUGAGAACAUCUCUCUUCAGAAACAAGUGUCUGUGCUGAGACAGAACCAGGUGGAAUUUGAAGGUCUAAAGCACGAGAUCCACCGUCUGGAGGAGGACUCCGAGUGCCUCCACAGCCAGUUGGAGGAAGCCAUGCGUCUGAGAGAAAUCGCUGAGCGACAGCUGACGGAGGCCUUAGAAACGAUUAAAACAGAGCGCGAGCAGAAGGCCACUCUUCGCAAGGAGCUCUCCCACUACAUGACCAUCGGCGGCUCUAUGUACAACGGCUCUUUCAAUAUCUCCAUCGACAACUUAAAACUCCACGAGGAUCCUUCCGCCCUCACCGAGCCCGACAACGAUGAUCUUAUCAGAGGCUUUGAAAACGGCUUGGCCAAGAUGGAUGAAGACAACAGAGCUGCUGGGAACAAGAGAGGAGAGUCUUUCAAGCCGGCUCCUAGCCUGGUGGACGACCUGCUGAGUGAGCUCAACAUCUCUGAGAUCCAGAAACUUAAACAACAGCUUGUGCAGAUGGAUCGAGAGAAAGUGGCUCUGAUCAACUCUCUCCAGGAGAACCAGAAGCACCUGGAACAGGCCUAUGGGACUGUGUCCGAGCAAAAGGAAACUGUCAACCGGCUGACUGAGAACCUCACUGCAAUGAGAAAACUUCAGGCCAGCAAGGAGCGGCAGUCUGCCCUCGACAGUGAAAAAGACAGGGACAGCCACGAUGACGGAGACUACUACGAGCUGGACAUCAAUGGACCUGAGAUUCUGCAGUGUAAAUACACUGUGGCGGUGUCUGAAGCCGGGGAGCUGAGGCAGGAGCUGAAGACUCUGAGGUCGCAGUACAGCGAGUGCCGAACCCAGUACGAAGACGAGCGAGCGCGGCUGGAUAGCGACGUCCAGGAGUUGAGGUCAAAGUUGGCGUCCUUGGAGAAGAUUAGCCAAGUGGAUAAAGCAGAGGUGGCUCGUCUGGAGAAGGAGCUCCGUCUGGUCAGCGAGGCCGCAGGAGAAUCACUCGGCAGCCUUAAUGUGGCGCAAGAUGAGCUCGUAGCUUUCAGUGAAGAGCUGGCCAAUCUCUACAACCAUGUGUGUAUGUGCAACAAUGAGACCCCUAACCGGGUCAUGCUCGACUACUACAAGGAAGGCAAAGCCAUCGUAAGAAAGGGGAAUGAGGGGAAGGAGGGGAAGGAGUCUUCCAUACUUCUCACUAAUGGGCUGAUCUCUGAGACUGAAACUGGAAAUUCUAGCAGCACCACAGCUACACCAGCCCCAGAGCACCGGCCAGAACCCAUGAACAUCUAUAACCUCGUAGCCAUCGUCAGGGAUCAGAUCCGCCACCUGCAGCAGGCAGUGGACCGCACCACUGGGCUGUCACGUCAGAGACUUGCCAAUCUGGAGCUGGGCACAGUGGCAGACAAGGACAAUGAGGCUUGCAUUGGAGAGAUCCUCAAACUGAAGUCCCUGCUUAGCACCAAAAGGGAACAGAUCGCCACUCUCAGAGCCGUGCUCAAGGCCAACAAACAGACGGCUGAGGGUGCUCUGGCCAACCUGAAGAGUAAGUAUCAAAGCGAGAAGGCCAUGGUGACCGAGACGAUAAUGAAGCUCCGCAAUGAGCUCAAGGCUCUGAAAGAGGACGCUGCAACGUUCUCCUCUCUUCGAGCCAUGUUCGCUACAAGGUGUGAUGAGUACGUGACCCAGCUGGACGACAUGCAGAGGCAGCUGGGUGCUGCUGAGGAUGAAAAGAAGACCCUGAAUUCUCUGCUGCGUAUGGCCAUCCAGCAGAAACUGGCCUUAACCCAGCGCCUGGAGGACUUGGAGUUUGACCAUGAGCAGGCGCGCCGCAGCAAUGCCACAGCGGUCGGAGGCAAGGGCAAAACAAAGGUUAAGGGAGCCACUUCCAGCCAUCAUUAAAUCAAUCAUGCCAAGUGCCCUUAAGGAGGUCCGUCAGAGUGUCGCUAACACGAGAACCUAUCCAACAGUAUUUGCCAAGGGCCUUGUUUUAGAGUGCCAAAACAAGUAUAUGAAAUUAUGUCAAACAUGCAGAAAGAAUGACUCAUCGCAUCAGCUGCCCACUGCAGUCCUUCAGUCUUCCAACAAUAUGCACCACUAUUAUUAUUGAACCAGAGGAAGAUAUCAGGAUGGGUGUUUUACUGGUUACCCAUCGUCUGUGUUACGCUGACUGUGCACUUUUUGUUUUACUUAUUUGCUCUUCGGUGAUUCCUUUCUUUCUAAAAAAAUCAUACUAAUUGUUUCAAGUAUUAUACAGUGUUUUUACCAGAUGUGCAUGUUUGUCUACAUUUUCAAGUGAUUCAUCACAUUUUUAGCUCUAUUUAUUUCAUAGUAACAAAUCCAGAGAUUAUGUGGUAAUUCUUUUGAAACCAGAACUUUCUGGUUGAAAUCCAACAAAAGAGACAAAUACACUUUUCUGCCUUAGUUGUUUUCCUUUUGGCCUUAAAUGUAUGGAUGCCUUUCUAGAAGCCCAUAGAAACACUUUUCAAGGUUAUCAAGAUUCUUGAUAACCAUUUCUCCUGUUUAGCUCAUAAAUAAUAAUGCAAUAUAUUAUUUCCGCUAUAUGAUCCUGCAAAUAUGGAGCUUUAUUUUCAGGGUAUUACUACAUUUGGGCUCCUCCUUUGUAGACAUGGCAGAGCUGUUACAAACUCAAGUAUGCUUGUUAUAACUAAAGAAGAGUAUUAAUGCAAAGCUUAUUUAAAGAUUUCUAAGUUAAGUUCAGAUGUUAAUAGUAUUCAUAAAAGUUAUUCAUGAAGGAGAGUUUUUAAUGUAAUUGUUUUAAUACAACUUUUUGUAAACCUUUUGAGUCCUAAAAUCUGCAAACAACAAUUCUGCAGUGCCAUUCUGUGUUUUGUUUCUACAAGUGCAAUUUGCAAACAUGACCAGAAAAAAAAAAAACUAAAUGUUUAUUCUAUGUAAAAAUAUUUUACACAUUGUUGCUCACAUACUUGGUCCUAAUUGAUUUUUAUAUGUUUUUACUAUAACUGCAAUUGUAUUUAUUUGACACUGUUCAGACUACAGGAUGUCAUCAUCCUUUUUGUUUCCUAAGGGAGUUUGAGUGGAGGUGACUGGUCACAAUAUUGGUAAGACUGAACUUGUGGUAAAACACUAGCACAUUUCAUGACUGUGGGUUACUGUCUCUGCUAACAGUUAUGGCUGGUGGAGAAAUAAAACUUAACUUUCACAAUA
This is a messenger RNA of Sebastes umbrosus (honeycomb rockfish), 3772 nucleotides long. RefSeq names its product protein bicaudal D homolog 2-like. The transcript has 8 exons. Gene Ontology annotation, biological process: protein localization to organelle; regulation of microtubule cytoskeleton organization; microtubule anchoring at microtubule organizing center. The coding region runs from base 35 to 2485 and encodes 816 amino acids. Gene Ontology annotation, cellular component: Golgi apparatus; cytosol. NCBI's taxonomy places the organism in Eukaryota, Metazoa, Chordata, Actinopteri, Perciformes, Sebastidae. The record is from RefSeq and is a predicted model, not a curated record. Gene Ontology annotation, molecular function: cytoskeletal adaptor activity; dynactin binding; dynein complex binding.